AUGGCGGUUUUCGGCCGCCUUGUUUGCCGGAGAGCUGCGUCACUUCACAGUUUCUGCACCAAAUCGACGGAGUCCGACCUCCACCGAGUCUCGUCAGCUCUCUCUUCUUCCCUUCGUGUGGGCAAUUCGAAGAAAGACAAGGACAGAAAUGUCCAGUGGGUUUUCCUGGGUUGCCCGGGGGUCGGCAAGGGCACCUACGCCGCCCGACUCUCGAGCCUCCUCGGCGUCCCGCACAUCGCCACCGGAGAUCUUGUGCGCCACGAGCUGGCGUCCAGUGGGCCCCUCUCUUCCAAGCUUGCAGAGAUUGUUAAUCAAGGGAAGCUAAUCUCGGAUGAGAUUAUCAUAGAUCUCCUUUCUAAGCGUCUUGAAGAUGCUCAGGCUAAAGGUGAAACGGGAUUUAUCCUCGAUGGCUUUCCUAGGACUGUGAGACAAGCGGAAAUUUUGGAGGGAGUUACAGAUAUUGACUUGGUAAUCAAUCUCAGACUUCGAGAAGAAGCUUUGAUCGCGAAAUGCCUCGGAAGAAGAACUUGUAGCGAGUGCGGAGGGAACUACAAUGUGGCCUGCAUUGACAUCGAGGGCAAAAAUGGAAAUCCGAGAAUGUACAUGCCUCCUCUUCUUCCACCUCCACAAUGUGAAUCGAAAUUAAUUACUCGGUCUGAUGACAAUGAAAAAGUUGUUAAAGAACGUCUGAGAGUCUACAAUGAAUUGAGCCGACCUGUUGAGGAAUUCUACCGCGAACGUGGAAAAUUGUUGGAGUUUGAUCUGCCUGGGGGAAUUACAGAAUCGUGGCAAAAGUUGCUUCACGCUUUAAAUCUUGAUGAUAAUGAUGACAAGAGAACAGCCACUGCCUGA
This is a messenger RNA of Striga hermonthica, 852 nucleotides long. The record is from the annotation of a GenBank genome assembly. NCBI's taxonomy places the organism in Eukaryota, Viridiplantae, Streptophyta, Magnoliopsida, Lamiales, Orobanchaceae.